Molecule: messenger RNA, 651 nt
Organism: Aureobasidium melanogenum CBS 110374
Lineage: Eukaryota; Fungi; Ascomycota; Dothideomycetes; Dothideales; Saccotheciaceae
Product: ras-domain-containing protein
Exons: 7
Coding region: 1-651 (216 amino acids)
Biological process (GO): signal transduction
Cellular component (GO): plasma membrane
Molecular function (GO): GTP binding; GDP binding; GTPase activity
Source: RefSeq, a predicted model, not a curated record
AUGUCGCGGGCCACGAAUCAUAGGGAAUACCACAUCGUCGUUCUUGGCUCAGGCGGUGUUGGCAAAAGUUGCUUGACAGCACAAUUUGUGCAGGGUAUCUGGAUCGAGAGAUACGACCCAACUAUUGAAGAUUCCUACCGCAAGCAAUGUGAUGUUGAUGGUCGGCAAGUAAUUCUCGAGAUUCUGGAUACGGCUGGAACAGAACAAUUCACUGCUAUGCGGGAACUCUACAUGAAAUCCGGCCAAGGCUUCCUCCUCGUCUUCAGCAUAACCUCUUCCUCCUCACUAAAAGAACUCUCCGAACUCCGCGACCAACUCGUAAAUCUCAAAGACGAUCCACACGUACCCAUCGUGCUCGUCGGCAACAAAUCGGAUCUGGAAGAAGAUCGCGCGGUGUCUCGAGCAGCUGCCUUUGCCGUCUCUUCUGGUUGGGGAAAUGUUCCUUAUUAUGAGGCUUCGGCGAGGACACGGCAGAACGUCACAGAAGUGUUUGUGGAUGUGUGUAGGCAGAUUAUGCACAAGGAUCUGCAGAAUGGAAGGACUGGGACUAGUCAUGGAGGAGAGGAGAGGAGUAGGCGGAGGAGGGAUGAGGAUGGUGUGGAGGGAGAUAGGAAGAAGGGCCGCAGGCGUAAUAAGUGUAUCAUAUUGUGA